UUAAAUUACCUAUUGAUUUAAUGAGAAGUUAUGAAUCUGAAAAUUGAAUAAUAUACAUAAAAAAAGCAAUUUAAAUUUUAUAUUAAAAAUUACGAAUAGAUGUAUCUCAUAGACAUAUCUAUUACCUUAAAAUGAACAAGCUAUUAAUUGUAAUAUUUAAUUCUGGAUAUAUGUAAAUUAUUUAUCGAUUUAUUUUGCAUAUGGUCAAAUGUAUUACGUUCAUUAUAUUGAAACCUUAAUUGUUGGCAUAUUUCGGUAUUUCCUAUUAUAACGAGUAAUGAAAAUUAUAUUGAACUAUAAUAGCCUGGAAUUUAUAGAACUCGCAAACGUACUGUUUCUUUUUUUAUGUGUCAUUUUUAUUCUAAUCUUUUACAGCUCGUUUAUUUAUAUUUAUUGACAACGUAAUCAUGUGAAAUGAAAUAAAAUAUUGUUAAUUUCGAGGGAAAUUUUGUUGCGAUUAUCGCCUAUGAGAAUCGAUAAUAGUUUACAAUUAUUCUAUAUAUUGUUAUUUUACAAGCGAUGUUCUUUAUACAAGUUUUGCUCAUUUAUAAUUCCAAAACUAUUCCAAAAAAAAUUUUAAGAAUUUUCUGUUUGUAUUCCGUAGUAAUUUUUAUUAAAGUUAUUAUUAGGUAGUCGCAAGUCCGCUAUUUAUAAAUCUUUUAAUAAUUUUAAUACUUGCAUUUUUUUUGUAUUUUUUCAGAUAUUAAUUUCUAAUUUUUAUCAUGAUUAGAUUUUAUCACGGGAGAAAAACUCUCAGCGUUUCAUUAUUCUACAAUAUUAAUUAUAGCUGUGCCAUAAAUGGUUGUCUUUAUCGCGUAAUUUCUGUUACUGGGUUCACUAGGUUGAGGGAAAGGUUUUACGAAAGUCGGUGUAGGAUGCCAGCAGUAUAAUUAUUUGACGGCAGUUAUAAAUGUUGUAGGCUAGUCUCAUGCAUGCAACUUUUCAAUAUUUUGAUAUAUUACUCUACGGAUUGAGACAUUAUUGCCGCCUGUAUUUGCAUCUCACGUUUAGCGGUAAACGUGGGUGUUGUGAGUCUGACUUUUAUGAAGAUCAUGUUCAAUGUUAGUUCUGAGAAUUAAGUCAUGUUAUGCAAGGGAAUUAAAAUUUUGAAUUCGAGAUGAAAUAAAGGUGAAAAGAUUUUGAAAAGUCAUAGAAUAUAUAAAACAAAAAAAUUAACGAUGCACACUAUUGUAAAUAAAAUAAAUCAUAAGAUAAAAUGUUAAGAUACACAUAUAUAUUAUUUGAAGCAAUAUUUAUACAGAAAUUUAAUAUCCAGAAUCUUUUCAAUAUCAGUUUUUAUUCAUCAAUUUAUCAGUUUUUUAAUAAAAUGAAUAUGGUAUUAUCGUUAUUAAAGCAUCUCUAAAUAUUUAUACAUUAUUUUUUAAGCUUUGAUUCAAAUUUUAAUAUACAUAUAUAUAUAUAAUAUUAAAAAAAUAUGAUUUUUUUUAUUUUUUAAACAGCAUUUCAAAUGUCUAGCAGAUUUCGUUUGGAACACACACAGUUCGUAUUUCUCCUUACAAAAAGGUGUAGGCAAAUCUGUAGGGCUCCUAUCGCGACGAUCGUUUCUGCAAACGUCCGAAACUCGAGACCGCUUCUAGCUGAUGCGUCGCGGAGACAAGAAACUCGUCGAAUCCACACCCAGUUUGCAAAGGCGCGUAACACACUGUUGCCGAGAUGCACGAACGGCUGCGGAAAUUAUGAUGUACCAUAACUGACGACACCGUACAUCACGCCCUUGCCCAUUUUCACGCCACGUCGCGUCGCGUCGCGUCGAGACCGUCGUCGUAAAAUAGAGGAACGCGUGUCUUUCCUUUUACGAAGUCGUUGUCGAAGUCGAGCUGUUAGCUUUUGCGAUGGGCUCGUUAAGCCGGAUUUUCACCGUUUCGUGGGUGAUGCUCCAAGGAGAGAGGAGACCGUAGCGCUCGGCAUUAUCGAUCGCCAUCAAUUAGAAGCCGUCCGGAAUCGCCGAUCGUUAGGCCGGUGUCGAUUAGAUCAUUUAACCUCGCCACUUUCUUGCGCGCGACGAUCGACACCGACGCACGUUCGCACGUUCAUAAAUUAAUAGUGUAAAAACGUCGCAGAUAUACCAAAUUUAAACGUCACCUUUCUUCGCAACGCUAAGAGCACUGGCGGACAAACAAUGCGUCAAAAAGAAAAAUUAAUUUAAUCUAUCUAAACAAAAUUAAAGGAUAUUGAAUGACGAAGGAUACAUUCGUAAUCGUUUCUAUUAUUUAUUUGCAUCUGAGCUUUUAAAUUCAGAAUUGCUCGUCACUUGAUAUUAAGAUUGAUAAAACAUAUUCCACGCGAAUUUUCGCAGGUGCUGAUGUACCUCCACCGAUCAGCUGCCAAUUUCCCUCUCCCUUUUCUUUUUACCAGAGUAUCCAUGGGAUUGCACGCGCGUGUGGCGCGUGCGAAUGGAGCCACGGCAGCGACGUGUCGCGGAUAUACUCAUGUGCGUGCGUGCGUGCGUGCGUGUACCUUCACUGCUAUACCUGGCCAAGAUUUCUCUCCCCUCCGUCUCUCACUCUCGCGGCGCUCACGCACACACGCGCGCGCGCGCGGACGCGUGUACCACCGUCACGGACGCUCACGCACGCACGAACGCACACUCCACGUCUCUCUUUCUCUCUCUCUUUCUCUCUCUCUCUCCCUCUCGGUCCGCGCCGCGGGUUCUCUAAGGCGACUUACGCCUACACGUUGUAGUUGCAGCAUCCACACUUAGCCCUCCUCAGUCCAGCGCGUGCCUCCACGCGACCAACCACCACCUCGAUCACUGCUCUCUCACUCUCGCGCGGGUUCACGUUCGCGCGGUGGCGAGUCCCAACACACGUUCGCCGCGAAUUUCGCGCUGGCAGUGCUUUCGGCCAGCGCCUGCUUGAUCGCGCGACUCGAUCAAGUGGUCCGCCGCGGUGUCCUGUGCGUAACUGUGUGUCGCACGAGUGGAGAAAAUUAAAUGAAGUGCAUUGGAUGUGGCUGUCAUGACGAAUGUCGCGUCGACGCUUCCUAACGGUAUAAUUUCACGUGUGCUCGACGAAACUGUGUGAGAAAGCUUCGACGCGUUUUGUAGCAUUUUGUAACGUCGUAUGAAAAAAAUGUAGAAUGUCUUGGCUGGCGCUUACAGAGCUAUGAAAAUUCGUUGAAAAUUUAACGACAGUUGAACAUUUUCUUUCAUUUUAUACUGCGGAGCGAUUGAAUAUUUCUUUUAAAACGGGGAAAAAAAUAAGUGCGUUUUUUAUUGAUAGCAUAUUCUUAAUUAAGUCUUAAUUAAGUCUUAUGAAAAUAUAUUCUCUAAUAGCGCGGAAUAAUUUAAUGAACGUUCAACUGUUAAAAAAAUUUUGAAUAUAUCUUGGAUCAUGACGGCGCAUACAUAUUUGUAACAAGUAUCAUCCAGUUUAUAAAAAAAUAAUCGUUAUAACGGGUAGUGUUGUGGGUGGUGGUGUUCGCGUAUCACGAGUGAAUCGUUCGCGUGAGUUACGUUAUCGAUAUUCGGAGUAAUUCGGUGAAUAGUGUUUAUCAUAAAAACAUACUUCAUCUAUAAUGAAUUCCAGUGAAUAGUAUUGCAGUAUCGCAAUGCUUUUAUUUUAACAAUUAGCUGAGCUAUAAGCUAUCUCGAUAUCCGCGAUGGCGUACAGUAGUAGGCGCGAACGUGCGGUUGAAUGUGUGAUUUUAUCGAGACGGGCAAGAGCUGAGUAGAGAAUUCGCAUUCGAUCGUUCGGAGGGCUUGAUCGGAAACCAGUUGACGAUCGAAGCGCGAGGGUACAGAGCCGCGCGUUUCGUUGACGGUCGUUGGCGACCGAGUUCGGCAUCCGGUCUCAUCAUCGGCGACGAUAAAAAGGGACGGGGGAGGAGAAUCGGCUUACAGUUUAUCGAUCUGUCGAUCGAUCGGGGAAACGUCGCGCCCGCCGCUCGGCGAGAGCGGGUGAACGUUGGCACGCGGAUUGGAAAUCGGCGAGCGUGGGUUGACACGCGGCGCCAACCUGUUGCACGAGAUCGGACUCGUUUCCAUUUAGAGGACUACGGGAGCCCAGGCCGAACUGGCUGCCGUCGCUCCGACACCGUGGGACCCGUCCUCGAUCCGGAGCCAGGAAUUAAUCAACCGGACCGGCGGAGUUUCGAGUGCCCACUUCUGAUUAACACGCCCGAGCGUGUCUUUAUCGGGGAUGCGGUGGGAUCGGAAGUUCUCCGUAGUAGCUCUCCGUUUCGCUCUGAGCCAGCUAUCGAUGCUGCUUGCUUCUGAUUAACGUCGUGUUCCUCUGAAGGAGGCUGUUGACGACAGGAGGUAUUCAAGAUACGUCUUCGACUCGAAACCGGGAAUUAAUCAAACCAACUUGUGAUUAAAUGGACCCAAUGGUCAGCUCAUCGAGCGGAUUGUAGAACCACGAGUCUUCAAGAUAGACCUUCGAUUCGAUGUUUGGAAUUAAUGAGAUUGCAGUUAUGUGUGUUGCGAGUACAUUUCUUAAUGUUGGAAUGUGAAUUACAAGUAGUGUAAACUAUCGUGUUGAAAUAAUUCAGCGUAAAAGUAUCACGUAGUAUUUAUAAGAGUACGCGCGCAUGUGUGUGUCGCUUAACGUUUAAAACUUUCACAUCGAGUGCGUAUCGAAAAAGACGAAGAAGUCCGAAACGCGGACUGUCCGCGUUGGAGAUCGGGAUCGACAACUUUGCAGCUCCGAGACAGAAUGCACAUCGGAUUCAAAAUGGUCAAUUACUCGGUGAUUAGUUUUUUCGUCCUCUGGAUCAGUCUGUCGUCGGCCAGUUUCUCGACUGGCGAGCUGUUGGAGUGCCGGGCGAACUUGACGGCGACGAUCAGGAACGAUACGAUGUUCCUGGAGAAGGUGCGCCAGUCGGACUACAUAUUCACCGGGAAGGUCAAGGAGCUGCGGCACGGACAGCUGCUGCACGUGCGCGUCAAGAGGGCGAUCAAGGGCGCGCUGAACGUCACCGUCGACAUCGUCACGAAUGAUACCUGCGGCCGUUACAUCAGGCGCGGCUACACCGGCAUCUUCAUGGCGCGUCGCGGUGCCGGCGACGUAGUAGGCAGCAGGAUCGUGAUGCACUUCGGCCCGGUACCGCUUACGCUCGCGAAUCUCGACAGGCUGAACGCCGCCGUCAGAGGUGAGUUUUGCCCGCCGUCAGGCAUCGUUCUUCGUUUCUUUCACGUCUGGUAGAAUGGGGAAACGCGGCGCGAACAUUCGCGCUUUAACGAGACGCGCUCCAACGUCUAUGCGUUAAAAUGCUUUCCGUUAAUUGGAUAAGUCGGAAUAUGGACUACCCGGGCGCAGUACCGCCGGGCGCGAUGCAAGCGCAACGGCAGCCUGUCCGUUCACGUUUAAUGGACCUCGUCAUCGGGCGAGAGCGACGCGGUUUCGCCAGGGAAUGCGCGCAGCUCGCUCGUUGGAUUAUACGGUUCGCGCCACUGUUUAAUAUGCUAUGCGGAAUGUUUUCUGUAUACGAUUUAGCUCUCUCAUUGGUUCAUUUUGGAGCCGAGUUGUAAGUCGUGAAGUUUGAAAGUUUAGACUCGCUUUAAAAAUGAAAAUAAACCACUUCUUCACUUUAACAGGACUUUAAUAAGGAAGAUUUAGGAGAAUCUAUUUGCGCCGAACAAUCGGAUUUUGGAAAAAAAAAGAAUUUUACAGAGUUAUGUUGGAAAUCUCUCGGUUUAUUUCGCUUUAUAGUGUACAUACAGGAAUUUAUUGAAAUUUCUAUUUUCUUUUAUUCGUUAUACAACUCGCAUUGCGCAUUGGGAAUAAAGAAAGGAUUUCACAUUCACGACAAUUCUUUUUUUUUUCUUGCAUAUUGUGCAGUAUUCUCUUACAAGAAUCAUGCGUGAGCGUGUUGACACGCAAUGUGUUGUUGGCACGUAGGUGGAUAAAACACGUCAGUCGGUUAGCAUUCAAGGUCCACCGGGCAAUCGUCUCGACAAAAGCGCAGGAGAGCUAGAAACGACAGUAUCUUCUUAUGUGAAUUAAUAUCUGAGAAGGCAAAAAA
Monomorium pharaonis (pharaoh ant) is the source of this 5985-nucleotide messenger RNA. RefSeq lists its product as uncharacterized. Lineage: Eukaryota; Metazoa; Arthropoda; Insecta; Hymenoptera; Formicidae. The coding region runs from base 4677 to 5165 and encodes 162 amino acids. The record is from RefSeq and is a predicted model, not a curated record. The transcript has a single exon.